Molecule: messenger RNA, 3331 nt
Organism: Hipposideros armiger (great roundleaf bat)
Lineage: Eukaryota; Metazoa; Chordata; Mammalia; Chiroptera; Hipposideridae
Gene: SLF1
Product: SMC5/6 complex localization factor 1
Exons: 21
Coding region: 112-3174 (1020 amino acids)
Biological process (GO): DNA damage response; positive regulation of double-strand break repair; protein localization to site of double-strand break
Cellular component (GO): site of double-strand break; nucleus
Molecular function (GO): protein binding
Source: RefSeq, a predicted model, not a curated record
AAUUAUUUCCCAGAGCCCAGAUUAGUGAAGCAGCGAGCGCUGCAGCGGCAGUCGUCUUCCCUGUCACCACCACCGCCCGAAGGGAGCAGCCCAGAUACUCCAGCCGGGAAGAUGGAAGAUGGUGCUCCAAAGCAUGUCAUCCAGAUGACAGGAUUUAAGAUGGAAGAAAAGGAAGCUCUAGGCAAAUUGCUUUUAAAACUAGAUUGUACUUUCAUUAAGAGUGAGAAAUACAAAAAUUGUACACAUCUUAUAGCUGACCGCCUAUGUAAGAGUGAAAAAUUUUUAGCAGCUUGUGCAGCAGGAAAGUGGGUAUUAACUAAGGACUAUAUAAUUCAUAGUGCCAAAAGUGGCAGAUGGCUUGAUGAAACAACUUACGAAUGGGGAUAUAAAAUUGAAAAAGAUUCCCAUUAUUCACCUCAAAUGCAAUCGGCACCUAAAAGAUGGCGUGAAGAACUGAAACGCACUGGUGCUCCAGGAGCCUUCCACAGAUGGAAAGUUGUCCUCCUUGUGAGAGCUGAUAAGCGUGAUUCUCUUGUAAGAGUUUUGAAGGCUGGAAAAGCAAAUGUUAUUGUACCAAAAAGUUCACCAAGUGGAAUAACUCAUGUGAUUGCCAGUAAUGCAAGAAUCGAGGCUGAGCAAGAAAAAGAUAAUUAUAAGGCUCCAUUUUAUCCAAUUCAGUAUCUAGGGGACUUCCUUUUAGAGAAAGAAAUUCAGAAUGAUGAAGAUUCCCAAAUGAAUUCUGUUUGGACUGAACAUGGCAAGCAAGAAAACAAAAAUUUCAGGAAAGAUACAGGAUUUCUUGAAAUGAAAGAUGCCUUCAGAGAGACCACGAGUAGAACCCAGAAAAAAAUGCAAAAUCCUGUUGAAGAUGUCAAUGUUAGUUCUAUUUUCACUGAACACCACAAAAAAGAAAAAUGCAGAAAUUCCAGUAAAGAUUUCAAAUUUAAUAAAUUGAGAAAUACAUUAGCAAGGCACACAUAUGGAAAUCAGAAGGAAAUUAAGAAAAAGGAUGAAGAUAUUCAAAGGAAAAAAUGCAAAAAAAGAGAUUUCAGGAAACGUGUGGAACAUAACAGAAUUAAAACUACCUUAAGAGAGCACACAUAUAGAGAUCAGGAAGAAAUGAAGAAUUCUGGUUUUGCCGAUCAUGCCAAAGAAUCAAAAACCAAGGAUAUCAGGACAGAUGUGGAUAUUACUGAAAUAAAAAAUGCCUUAAGGAAGCACAUGUAUAGAGCUCAGGCUAUCAGAUACAGAUGCAUUAGAAUAGAUAAACAACCAGUAUACAAUGUCGAGGUUAAAAGUGCUGAAUUUCCCAGAAGUGUAUUAAAUUUAAUUGAAAGCCUCAUAGAAGGACAGUUUUUUAAAGAAGCAAUUGAAGAACUUUCCUCUUUGCGAGCACAUUAUAUCCCUCCUGUAUGCCUUCUUCAUGCUCUUCUAGAGAACAUUUUACAGGAUAACCUAGAUACGUUUUCUGGUCGAUACUUUCACAUAUUGUCAGCUCUUCUUCACUUACAUCCUCCUUGGAAGUCCCCAGCCAUGUCAAGAUAUUACUUAGAGUUGUUUCAGUGUCCAUCUUGUAUGAAAGGAGCAUGGUCUCUAAUAGAAGUGCUUAUCAGGUCUUGUCUUUUCAAUGAAAGUUUUUGUCAUCAAAUUUCGGAAAAUAUUAUUGGCUCUAAGAUGCUCCAUCUGACAGUGCUCAAAUUUUUCUUCAAUUUAGUUGAAAGUGAAGUGCGACAUCUGAGUCAAAAGUUGUAUGAUGGGUCAGAUUCUGAGAGUCUGAAAAUAACAGAAAAGGCAAUUCUUCUUGAAAUCUUCUGGUCAGGAAGUGAGACCUCUGGACUUUUGACCAAACCAGUAAAUAUGCUUUUGGAGUGGACUAUAUAUUCUCACAAGGAAAAAUGCAAGUCUGAUGAUGUCUUCAAACAUGAACUAGCUUACUUACUGACCGGAAUUCUUGGAGCAGCGAUAGAUUAUUGGAUCUUCCUUGGUCUUAAGAUGGGUAGAAAUGUGAUGCGACACAUGUCUGAGGACUUCGGAAGCUAUGUUUCCCUUUCAUGUGAUGUUUAUUCUCUUUCAUUGGAGAUCAGCUGUUUUGUGUAUAAUGUUUUUGAAUCUCACAUGGUAUAUUCCUAUUUGCCAGCUCUGGGGAAAACUGGUAUGCGUGGGACUGGAAAGAUGAAGAUACCAAAGAAGAUAGGACAGCGCCCUUGCCUUGAGUCUCAGAGGGCCUUACUAAUGCUGAAUGGUGCUAAACAGAAACAAGUUGAAGGGCUGCCAGAGUUACCAGAGCUGAACCUUGCUAAAUAUUCCUCAUCAUUAAAAAGACUGAAGAAGAAGUCAGAAGGAGAAUUGUCAUGUUCCAAGGAGAAUUGCCCCUCUUUAGUUACAAAGAUGAAUUUCCACAAGACAAAUUUAAAAGGAGAAACAGCCCUCCAUAGAGCUUGCAUAAAUAACCAAGUGGAGAAAUUGAUUCUUCUUCUCUCUCUGCCAGGAAUAGACAUCAAUGUUAAAGACAAUGCUGGCUGGACGCCUUUGCAUGAAGCCUGUAACUAUGGCAACACAGUGUGUGUCCAGGAAAUUUUGCAACGUUGUCCAGAGGUAGAUCUGCUCACUCAAGUGGACGGGGUGACUCCUUUGCAUGAUGCACUGUCAAACGGACAUGUAGAAAUUGGCAAGCUGCUACUCCAGCAUGGUGGCCCGGUGCUUUUACAACAGAGGAAUUCUAAGGGGGAAUUGCCCUUGGAUUAUGUGUUAUCGUCUCAGAUCAAGGAAGAACUAUUUGCUAUUACAAAAAUAGAAGAUACAGUGGAGAACUUUCAUGCACAAGCAGAGAAACAGUUUUACCACCAACAACUUGAGUUUCGCUCAUUUUUACUUAGUAGGAUGUUGCUGAAUUUUUGUUCAAUUUUUGGUUUAUCUUCAGAGUUCCUCUUAGCUUUCAAAGGGUUAACCCAUCUAAAUGAGCUACUUAUGGCUUGUAAGAGUUAUAAGGAAACCACCAGUGUUCAUAGUGACUGGUUAUUGGAUCUUUAUGCUAGAAAUAUCAAGACAUUGCUGAAGCUACCAAGUAUUUUUAAGGAACUGCCCGAGAAUUUAAAAGUGUGUCCUGGAGUACACACCGAGGCCUUAUUGGUGACACUGGAAAUGAUGUGUCUGUCAGUCACAGAGUUUUCAUGAUGAUGCCAAAAAAUAUGAGUCAGCCCUCUAAACCUGAUCAGUUUGCUUUGUCAUUAUAUGUACUUCAUAGCUAAUUAUAACAAAUACUGAUUUUAUUUUAUUUAUUGACAGAAUUUGCAGCCUUGCUAAAUUUUAAAAGUACCUUUGCAAAACUAAU